AUGCAGCCUUCAAGCAUUCUCAUGACUCUUUCGGCGCUCUUCAUGGGCAUGGCUCAGGCUUCCCCGACCCCCGAGAAGAACCUGAACCUACAUCCGAAAGGUCACGUCACCGUUGAGUUCUACAACGGCUAUGGCAAGAGCUACACUGAGAAGGUCUGGCCUGAUGGCGAUGAGCACUGGUUCAACGAGGGCGAGGAUCACUGGAAGAGGCACUUCGAUGUCAAGUUCAUUAAGUACUACACGGAGGUGGAGGACUGCGAAAUCCGCUGUCUCCCAACACACUCUUAUUACCCUUGGAGCCCACUCGAUGUCAAGAAGUUCUUCCAGUUGCCGGACGAGUACGGAAAGAAGGUCUUUGGCCUCCUCCUGGAGUACCCGCAGCCCGUCGAGGUCAUCCGAUGUGACCUUCCAUGA
This is a messenger RNA of Diaporthe batatas, 414 nucleotides long. RefSeq lists its product as uncharacterized. Lineage: Eukaryota; Fungi; Ascomycota; Sordariomycetes; Diaporthales; Diaporthaceae. The record is from RefSeq and is a predicted model, not a curated record. The coding region runs from base 1 to 414 and encodes 137 amino acids. The transcript is spliced from 2 exons.